Molecule: messenger RNA, 805 nt
Organism: Cokeromyces recurvatus
Lineage: Eukaryota; Fungi; Mucoromycota; Mucoromycetes; Mucorales; Mucoraceae
Exons: 2
Coding region: 409-597 (62 amino acids)
Source: RefSeq, a predicted model, not a curated record
GAAUAUAUUAUGCUAUAAAGUACAAUAUACUAGUUUUAGUGGAAUAACCUCUUUAUUAUUUAAUAAAUGAAGGUUUAUUUCUAUUAACUUAAUUAUAAAGACGACUACAAUCGUAGCAACUUUGAUUCUACAAUGACUUUUGUUUCAAAUUCUUCACUCUUUAGACCUGCUUCACUACAGCCAAGUUCUAAAUCACUAUUAGUAGAAAUGAUCAAAUCACUUCUUCUUCCUCAUGAACUCUUCAAUGGUUCUGGUUCUAUUUCUUCCGGCUACUGAUGAAAUAGAACACAGUUCACCUCUGUUAAAAUAUCAGAAAGAUGAGUAAUUUAAAUGAAUGGGUGUUAACAAAACGUUAUUGUUAACUACCUCUUUGCUUGUAGACUGUAAGAGUUGAUCAUUGGGUCAACAAUGCUCCAAAUAUUGAGCAAAAUGUCAUCCUCUAACACUUUUGAUCUGCUAAACAAACCGUUUCUAUAUGCAUUUAAUACGAAUUUAAAGCAUGAUAUAGAAACAUCAAUCAUUUCAAGAUGUGCUUUUAAGUCAGCCGGUAGUAAUGGCAAGGCCUCUUUAUGUUCGUCCACUAUUUGGGUCCAAUAGUUUCCAAACUUAUUUUUAAAUGAUAUUUUUUCUUUUGUCUUUCCUUUUCCCUUUCACUCUUAAUUUUAGUUUCUUAAUCUAUUAGAUUGAUACUGGCUCUCGGGUAAAAUAAUACAUGUAUACAUUUUAUACCAUAUGCUCAUGUUGUUGUAAGUGUAUUUCAUUGCAGUAAAUUUGAAUUCCCGCUUUUUUUUUUCUUUUUUUUUUU